UACGGAAUAAUAAAGAUUAAUAUUAUAAGCAACAAAUUAUAAAAACUAAAUAUUACUAUUAAAAAAUAGAAUCGAAGAUGGAUAAUUCACAGAAAGCAAGUUACCAUGCAGGUGAGGCCAAGGGCCAAAUGCAGGAGAAGAGCAACCAGAUGAUCGACAAAGCUAAGGAUACUGCUCAAUCUGCAAAGCAAUCCAUGCAAGAGACUGGCCAGCAGAUGGCUGCUAAAGCACAAGGAGCUGCAGAUGGGAUGAAAAAUGCCAUGGGAAUGAACAAGUGAAUUUAUAUAUAUAUUAUAUAAAUUUGGUGAUGGCAUAUUUAUAUUUUACUUUAAUAAUCAAUCUUUACCCUUUUU
Cuscuta campestris is the source of this 353-nucleotide messenger RNA. Lineage: Eukaryota; Viridiplantae; Streptophyta; Magnoliopsida; Solanales; Convolvulaceae. The record is from the annotation of a GenBank genome assembly.